GGGAUGUGACCCUGGACCCAGACACUGCCAACCCUGAGCUGGUCCUUUCAGAGGACAGGAGGAGCGUGCAGCGGGGUGACCUGCGGCAGUCCCUGCCUGACAGCCCGGAGCGCUUCGACCCCGGCCCCUGCGUGCUGGGCCAGGAGCGCUUCUCCUCGGGCCGCCACUACUGGGAGGUGGAGGUGGGGGACCGCAGCAGCUGGGCCCUGGGCGUGUGCAGGGAGAACGUGAACAGGAAGGAGAAGGGCGAGCUGUCGGCCGGCAACGGCUUCUGGAUCCUGGUGUUCCUGGGGAGCUACUACACCUCGCCCGAAAGGGCCUUCGCGCCCCUCCGGGACCCUCCAAGGCGCGUGGGGAUCUUUCUGGACUAUGAGGCCGGACAUCUGUCAUUCUACAGUGCGACUGACGGGUCGCUGUUGUUCAUCUUCCCCGAGACCCCCUUCUCUGGGACGCUCCGGCCCCUCUUCUCACCUCUGUCAAGCAGCCCGACCCCUAUGACCAUCUGCCGGCUGAAAGGCGGGCCUGGAGAUGCCCUGGUUCCCCAGUGACUUGGACCCUCUCGGGGGAAUCCCUUCCCUUCUCCCGGCCACUUGUCCUGGCUUUGGGUGUUUUGUUCACUUGGAGGACUUGGGUGGAGGAAGCGUGUCCUCUGGGCAACGGGAGGAACGUGUAGUGCCUUUGUGAGUGUACAUGGGAAAACCUGAGUUCUGGAAAUGGCAUGGGCAGAUGUGGGGUGGGCCUUGUCCUCCCUGUGGGACCCCUCCAGGCUACCAGAUGCCACUAAGCAUCAACAGCCCUGACCAAAGCCCUGAGCCUCGCAAGCCCCACCAGAAACACACAGCAUCCAGGGCCUGCCCGAGCACCCCACCUCUAGGGACAUGCCCCAUGUGGCUGCUGGGAGGGGGGCCAGUUCCAAACCCAUUUAUGUCCCAUGAAAGGGGAGGGCCACCUACUGGAGGGACAUCAGUCUUCAGGCAAAAGAUGAUCCGAGGAAGCCAAGUAGGAGGGGAACUGAGCAGAAGUCCCUAAAUAAAGGGCCUUCUGGAAAAUGCCCUGGGUGCAGAGAUUCACCUUUGGCAGUUCUGUGGGGUCUGGAGGUGAGAGUAGGACUUGGAAGUGACACUUGCAGUCUCAUGGUUGUGUUUGGAAGCCUUUCUGGGCAUAUUCCUGGCCGAGAGCUGCUGGCUUUUACCCUCGCAAACGCUUCUCUGGUCUCCAUACUGACCUCAGGUGGCAGUCCCUGACUUCAGGAACCUGUCUGUAGGGUCUUGGCUCCUGCCAAGGGCUUGGGACAUUUCAGAGGCUGUGGUCCUUCCACUCUGGAGGAGGAGGGUGGCUGCAGAGAGCCCUAAGCACACAGAGUCAAGGAGGGUGUUGGUGUGUUAAGGUUUGGUGUUUCUUCCCCCUUUAUAAGAAGGUACCACUUGACUUCUCUUUUCCCCCUCCAUUUUAUUUAUUGUGAGGACAGAGUUCCCACAUUAAAUAAAUUUUGAUCACUGUAA
Messenger RNA from Galeopterus variegatus (Sunda flying lemur), 1502 nucleotides. Its product is annotated as E3 ubiquitin-protein ligase TRIM11-like. NCBI's taxonomy places the organism in Eukaryota, Metazoa, Chordata, Mammalia, Dermoptera, Cynocephalidae. The annotation marks the transcript as partial. The transcript has a single exon. The record is from RefSeq and is a predicted model, not a curated record. Gene Ontology annotation, molecular function: protein binding.